Aphis gossypii (cotton aphid) is the source of this 618-nucleotide messenger RNA. RefSeq names its product probable nuclear transport factor 2. The transcript has 4 exons. Gene Ontology annotation, biological process: protein import into nucleus. Gene Ontology annotation, cellular component: nuclear pore central transport channel. The record is from RefSeq and is a predicted model, not a curated record. NCBI's taxonomy places the organism in Eukaryota, Metazoa, Arthropoda, Insecta, Hemiptera, Aphididae. The coding region runs from base 116 to 517 and encodes 133 amino acids.
CUAUGCUUAUUGCUUGUACUUACAGCUCACAGACAAUUCUUGAAUGAGUGUUAAUGAUACACAUUUUUUUUGUCGGACUCAAAAAUAACCACUGCCGUUCAAUUUUACUUAAAAUAUGUCUUUGAAUCAAUUAAAUCCAGCCUACGAGGCAAUUGGAAAAGGGUUUGUACAACAAUAUUACGUGCUAUUUGAUGACCCGUCCCAGAGGCCGUCGUUGGCCGCAAUGUAUAACCCGGAAACGUCGUUUAUGACUUUUGAAGGUGUUCAACUACAGGGUACAGUUAAAAUAAUGGAAAAAUUAACUAGCUUAACUUUCCAAAAAAUCAAUAGAGUUGUAACAUCAGUAGAUUCACAGCCAAUGUUUGAUGGUGGUAUAUUAAUCAAUGUCUUAGGUCGUUUACAGUGUGAUGAAGAUCCACCUCAUCCAUUCAAUCAAGUGUUUGUAUUAAAAUCAGUAGGUUCUACUUUCUAUUGUGCCCAUGACAUCUUUCGUUUAGGAAUUCAUGAUACUAUGUAAAACAUUGUAUUAUUGUAUUCUGUUUAAUGUCACUUGUCACUUAUAUUGUCAAUAAAUCAGUUUUGGUAACUAAUGAUUAUAAAAGAAACAAUUUUUAAGCA